AUGACUCAAGCAACUGUGGGCUCACGACUUGGGCAACAUAACCCAACAUCAGUUGUUAUCCAAAUGACAUUGAAGGGAUGUCGGUUUGAGCUGCUGCGAAUCAUUGUUUUUCUGGGAACGCAUCUGUCACAGAUCAUCUCUUCUCCGGCAUCCAUAAAGAAGAGGAUGCAAACGCAGUUCACCAAUGCGCGCAAUAACUUCAACGAGCUGGAUGAGCUUGCUCACAAAUUUGAAGUGUGGACUGCAGCCAUAGUUGCUGAGUCCUGUAGCAGAACCUACGACUUUGGACACGCUCAAAUAGAAGAUUUCCAAGAAGAAAUAGGAGCCGGGGAAUCUGCACUCAUCUGA
This is a messenger RNA of Opisthorchis viverrini, 348 nucleotides long. RefSeq lists its product as hypothetical. NCBI's taxonomy places the organism in Eukaryota, Metazoa, Platyhelminthes, Trematoda, Opisthorchiida, Opisthorchiidae. The transcript has 3 exons. Bases 1 to 348 code for a protein of 115 amino acids. The record is from RefSeq and is a predicted model, not a curated record.